This is a messenger RNA of Polyodon spathula (Mississippi paddlefish), 1711 nucleotides long. RefSeq names its product integrator complex subunit 12-like. The record is from RefSeq and is a predicted model, not a curated record. Gene Ontology annotation, cellular component: integrator complex. Bases 203 to 1579 code for a protein of 458 amino acids. NCBI's taxonomy places the organism in Eukaryota, Metazoa, Chordata, Actinopteri, Acipenseriformes, Polyodontidae. The transcript has 7 exons. Gene Ontology annotation, biological process: snRNA 3'-end processing.
AUUCGAUAAAGUCAAGAAAAGCGUUGUAUGUUUCUGCCGGUGUUAAUUUCCGGACGAGCUAUGUCAGCUAUGCAGAAGCCAGAUCAGCGGUAGCACUAUUAAUAAAUCAAGUUAUUAUGUAACUUAAACAGACGAUUGUUUGUAUUAUUAUUAUUAUCGUUGUUGUUGCAACACACAAAUACAUGUAAAGCUGAUAGAGAUCAUGGCAGCAGCAGUAAGUUGGGAGCUGGAUCCUAUUUUUCUGAAAGGCCUGGGCUAUCUCCACUCAAAAAGUAAAGAUUCUGCAGAAAAGCUAAAGGCACUUCUAGAUGAGUCUUUAGCAAGAGGGGGCGACUCAAACUACCGGCCGACUCAAAAGGAAGUAGAAGUUUCAAAGGUGUCGGUCUCAAAAAGUUCAAGCAAGGAAUUGAAAUCUUCCUCUUCGGGUAGCAACAAUGGAAAAACAAGUGGUUCUGAAAAAUCAAAGAAGGAAACUGAGAAGAGGUCAUCUGAAAAGGUUAAGGUGGACCCAGGUGAUGGAGCUGACUUACCAAAGAAGCCCCGGUUGGAAAAACAGGAGAAUCGUUCCUCUCCCAUUACAGUUCAGACCAGCAAGGACAUUCCCAUGCCAGACCUCUCCAGCUUUGAUGAAACCAGUGCUGAUGAUUUUGCCAUGGAAAUGGGUUUAGCAUGUGUGGUGUGUCGGCAGAUGACGGUGACCUCAGUGAACCAACUUGUAGAAUGCCAAGAAUGCCAUAACCUCUACCACCAGGACUGUCACAAGCCACAGGUGACAGACAAGGAUGUGAAUGACCCACGCCUGGUUUGGUAUUGCGCCCGCUGUACCAGGCAAAUGAAACGCAUGGCACAGAAGACCCAAAAACCUACACAAAAGCCUGUGCCGGCUGUUGCUUCAGCAGCUCCUGUCGUAAAGGAUACUUUGGUCAAGAAACCUGAGGUCAAACCCAAACUGGAAACAACCACCACAUUCCAGGCAUUUAAGAGGACAGAAGUUAAGGCGUCCACAACAGUUUCAGGGAACACCUCAAGUGCCAGUGUCUCUUUGUCAUCCGCUACUGGCUUGACUGGAUGGGCUGCCUUUGCUGCCAAGACAUCUACAACGGGUCCUACUAGCACUAAACUUGGAGCGCCCACACAGAGCACUAGUGGGAAAGCGACUGCUUCAUUAGCUAGCCAGAAACCAGUGGGUCUGUCAGGACUGGCAAGUACUAAAUCAGGACUUGGAUCCAAAAUUGCUGUUGGCAGUGGUGGAAACAACAAUAACGGCGCUAGCCCAUCCCCCCUCAAACCACCUCCUCCACUGACCCUUGGGAAGCCAGGCCUGAACCGAUCAUCAAGUAGCGACAAUGUGAGUAAGGUUGGUUCGCCGGGGUCCAGUGGCAGCAGUGCGGCAAGUUCUAUCCAGGCCAGCUGUGGAAAUGGGGGCAAUGGGGCAGCUGGAAGUACCAGUAACAAUGGAGGCGCAAAAGCAGCAGCAGAUGCUGGUAAAGUUCCAACUUCCCAGGAGUCUCAGCUCAAUGCCAUGAAACGUCUCCAGAUGGUGAAGAAGAAAGCUGCACAGAAGAAGCUCAAAAAAUAAACACGCCCCAUUCAUCAUUUUUGAAAUGCAAUACUUGAAUUCUUUCUAAAAAAUACAUGCUGCUGUUCAUAUUCUUCAAAACACAGAUGUGUAUUUUGGUCGCAGUUGAAUAAAGCUUGUCAAGUGAAAUAA